This is a messenger RNA of Triplophysa rosa, 1282 nucleotides long. It is a transcript of the gene jazf1a, whose product is annotated as JAZF zinc finger 1a. The record is from RefSeq and is a predicted model, not a curated record. Bases 212 to 913 code for a protein of 233 amino acids. Gene Ontology annotation, cellular component: nucleus. NCBI's taxonomy places the organism in Eukaryota, Metazoa, Chordata, Actinopteri, Cypriniformes, Nemacheilidae. The transcript is spliced from 5 exons.
ACGUCUGUUUCGCCGGUCCCUCCUCCUCCUCCGUCAUGCUGCUUUGCUUUGCCCCCAUCCCCCUCCCAUCGGCUGCCAGCCGUCUAAACAGCUCCAGCUGCAAUCGCCGCCGCUGCUACGAGCUGCCGGCCAUUCGAUCACCCCCAUCCAGCACAAGCUCUGCCUCCGCCGGUCUGCAAGCUCACGGACCACCGCCGACACAUCCUCCAUCAUGACGGGCGUUGCGGCUGCCUCAUUCUUCUCCAACGUUUGCCGGUUCGGCGGUUGCGGGUUGCAUUUCGAGUCCCUGGGCGAGCUCAUCGUUCACAUCGAGGAUAACCACAUCGAUACAGACCCCAGAGUUCUGGAGAGGCAGGAACUGCAGCAGCCCACAUAUGUUGCUUUGAGCUACAUUAAUAGAUUCAUGACUGAGGCAGCACGAAGAGAGCAAGAAACUCAGAAGAAGAAAGUCCAACCUAAAAUUGCCAUAUCGGUCACCGGAGGCGUAUCACGUAACACUACUGCCACUCCUCCUCGCCAUAGCAACGGCAGCCUAACCCCACCCGUGACCCCGCCCAUCACUCCCUCAUCAUCCUUUCGCAGCAGUACGCCCACAGGCAGCGAGUGUGAUGAAGAGGAGGUGGAGUAUGAAGACUCUGACAGCGAUGAAUCCUGGACCACAGAAAGUGCCAUCAGCUCCGAAUCGAUCCUCAGCUCCAUGUGCAUGAACGGAGGUGAUGAGAAGCCCUUUGCGUGCCCCGUUCCAGGAUGCAAGAAGAGAUACAAGAAUGUGAACGGUAUAAAGUACCAUGCCAAAAAUGGGCACAGAACGCAGAUCCGCGUGAGGAAACCCUUCAAGUGUCGCUGUGGGAAAAGUUAUAAAACCUCUCAAGGCCUUAGACAUCACACCAUCAACUUCCACCCACCCCUGUGAUACACACACACACGGCCAUUUUUAACGUAACGUAAAUCAUGCGUAAACUGGGAUCAGACGCUGAUUUUUUCACAUUUUCCUUUUACUUUGCGUGCGACUUAUAUAUGCAUGUAGAUAUUCUUGUACAUUUGCACAUUCCAUGUAUUAUUUCUUAAGAUAUCCUUUAUUUGUUUGUUUUAUUUAAUUAAAUCGAAAGGACUCUACUAAAAAUUUGGUCAUAAAAUUUGUCAAUCAGUGAUGAAGAACAGAUAGAUUUUUAAAUAUUUCUUUGUUUUGUUUGUUUGUUAAACAUACUUAAAGGUAUGUUGAAACAGAUGUGUGUACAUACAAAAUGAUGGCCUAUAAAUACACAUUUAUAUAUAAAUAUAU